Molecule: messenger RNA, 1694 nt
Organism: Rhinolophus ferrumequinum (greater horseshoe bat)
Lineage: Eukaryota; Metazoa; Chordata; Mammalia; Chiroptera; Rhinolophidae
Gene: CD74
Product: CD74 molecule
Exons: 9
Coding region: 249-1088 (279 amino acids)
Biological process (GO): protein trimerization; negative regulation of DNA damage response, signal transduction by p53 class mediator; T cell activation involved in immune response
Cellular component (GO): cytoplasm; membrane; cell surface
Molecular function (GO): MHC class II protein binding; macrophage migration inhibitory factor binding; cytokine receptor activity
Source: RefSeq, a predicted model, not a curated record
CUGCUUGGGGAGCUUCCCCCCGCAUCCUGCCUGUCAAAGUCUGCUUUGCCCCAGUCAGGGUAUUUCCAGCUUUGUGGGUUUCAUUUCCACUUCUACUUGGUGGGCGGAGUGGCCUUCUGUGGACGAAUCAGAUUCCUCCUCAGCCCCAACUUCAAAAGUGAGCCAAGGAUUCAGGGUCUCAGACACGCAGGCAGCAGCAGCAGUGGCAGCAGCAGCAGGAGGCGUGGGGAAGACCAGAGGCCAGAACUAUGGAAGACCAGCGAGACCUCAUCUCCAACCAUGAGCAACUGCCCAUGCUGGGCCAGCGCUCCGGGGCCCCGGAGAGCAAGUGCAGCCGUGGAGCCCUGUACACAGGCUUCUCUGUCCUGGUAGCUCUGCUCCUGGCUGGCCAGGCCACCACUGCCUACUUCCUGUAUCAGCAGCAGGGCCGGCUGGACAAGCUGACGGUCACCUCACAGAACCUGCAGCUGGAGAACCUGCGCAUGAAGCUUCCCAAGCCUGCCAAGCCUUUGAGCAAGAUGCGGAUGGCCACUCCCAUGCUGAUGCGGGCGCUGCCCAUGGACGGCCUGCUCCAGGGGCCCAUGCAGAACGUCACCAAGUACGGCAACUCGACAGAGGACCAUGUGAUGCACCUGCUCCUGAAGGCUGACCCCCUGAAGGUGUACCCGCAGCUGAAGGGGAGCUUCCCAGAGAACCUGAAACACCUUAAGAACACCAUGGAGGGCCUGGAGUGGAAGGUCUUUGAGAACUGGAUGCAUCAGUGGCUCUUGUUUGAAAUGAGCAAGAACUCACUGGAGGAAAAGCCCACUGAGGUUCCACCAAAAGUAUUGCCCAAGUGUCUGGAAGAGGUCAGCCACAUCCCCGCCGUCCACCCGGGCAUGUUCAAGCCCAAGUGCGACGAGAACGGCAACUAUAUGCCGCUCCAGUGCUAUGGGAGCAUCGGCUACUGCUGGUGCGUCUUCCCCAACGGCACCGAGGUCCCCCACACCAGAAGCCGCGAGCGCCGUAACUGCAGUGAGCCCCUGGACAUGGAGGAUCUGUCAUCCGGGCUGGGCGUGACCAAGCAGGAUCUGGGCCAAGUCAUGUGAGCAGCAAUCGAAGACACCAGCACACAGCCAGCCCUGCACGACCAGUUUCCUUGCUCCCGUUCCCCAACCCGAGCCCCAUGUUCCUCCCUCUACCUCCCGCCCCCGCUGUCUCCCACCCUGCACCUCAUUCCAUGAGAUUGGCGCCGGCUCUCCAUCAUCCUUGGACACGACAAAUCACAUGACAACAGCACAGGUUAACAGUGCAGGAGGGACCUGCUGCCCAGCCCUCCAUCCACCAGCAGGGACGCGAGGCCCAAGGAGGCGGACCAGGAGCUAGGCCGGCCAUUUCCACCACCACAGCAGCCUCCAACAUGGAGCUCCAAGACCUAGAUCCAUGGACAAGGAGGCCGGUGCAGGGAGAGGGGACGAUGCUCCCCCAGGCCCCAGGCCCAACCCCGUGGCUGUCCCUCCCCUCUGGCUUGAGCCCUGGCUUUCCAGCCUGUGUAACUUGGGGCACGAAUCACUCUUCCCUCUCCCCAGGAAGAACCAUCCUCUCCACCCAUAACCCCUCAAUCUCUGCCAACCCCAGUUCCCUCUGCGCAGCAAGCUUAUCAUCAGCCCUCAGGGCUGUGGCUCCUGUGAGAAUAAAAGGUAGGAAGUAGAACA